AUGAAGCCCAACAUCAUCUUCAUACUUUCCCUGCUCCUCAUCUUGGAGAAGCAAGCAGCUGUGAUGGGACAAAAAGGUGGAUCAAAAGGCCGUUGCCGAGGAUCUCUCCCAAUUUCACAUACAAACACAAAGGGCCAGUACUAUUCUGGACAAAAAGACAAACAACAUACUGAAUCUAAAGGCAGUUUUUCUAUUCAACACACAUAUCAUGUAGACGCCAAUGAUCAUGACCGGACCCAAAAAAGUCAGCAAUAUGAUUUGAAUGCCCAACAUAAAACGACAAAAUCAGAACAACAUCUACGUGGAAGUCAAGAACUGCUCAAUUACAAACAAGAAGGCAGAGACCGUGCUAAACCAAAAGGUCAUUUUCAUCUGAUAGUUAUACAUCAUAAAGGAGGCCAAGUUCAUCAUGGGACACAAAAUCCUUCUCAAGAUCAAGGGAAUAGCCCAUCUGGAAAGGGACUAUCUAGUCAAUAUUCAAACACAGAGGAAAGGCUAUGGGUUCAUGGACUAAGUAAAGAACAAGCUUCGGCCUCUGGUGCACAAAAAGGUAGAACACAAGGUGGAUCCCAAAGCAGUUAUGUUCUCCAAACUGAAGAGCUAGUAACUAACAAACAACAACAUGAGACUCAAAAUUCUCUUCGAAAUAAAGGGCAUUACCAAAAUGUGGUUGAAGUGAGAGAGGAACAUUCAAGUAAACUACAAACUUCACCCUCCUGUCCACAAUCACACAGACUCCAACAUGGAUCCAAAGACAUUUUUACUACCCAAGGUGAGCUCCUGGUGUAUAACAAGAAUCAACACCAGACAAAAAAUCUCAAUCAAGAUCAAGAGCAUGGCCGGAAGGCACAUAAAAUAUCAUACCAACCUUCAAGUACAGAAGAAAGACGACUCCACUAUGGAGAAAAUGGUGUUCAGAAAGAUGUAUCCCAAAGCAGUAUUUACAGCCAAACCGAAGAGAAAGCACGUGGCAAGUCUCACAAACAGAUAACAAUUCCCAGUCAAGAGCAAGAGCAUAGCCAAAAGGCAAAUAAAAUAUCAUACCAAUCUUCAAGUACAGAAGAGAGACGACUCCACUAUGGAGAAAAUGGUGUUCAGAAAGAUGUAUCCCAAAGCAGUAUCUAUAGGCAAACUGAAGAGAAAGCACGUGGCAAGUCUCAAAAACAGGUAACAAUUCCCAGUCAAGAGGAAGAGCAUAGCCAAAAGGCAAAUAAAAUAUCAUACCAAUCUUCAAGUACAGAAGAGAGACGACUCCACUAUGGAGAAAAUGGUGUUCAGAAAGAUGUAUCCCAAAGCCGUAUUUACAGCCAAACCGAAGAGAAAGCACGUGGCAAGUCUCACAAACAGAUAACAAUUCCCAGUCAAGAGCAAGAGCAUAGCCAAAAGGCAAAUAAAAUAUCAUACCAAUCUUCAAGUACAGAAGAGAGACGACUCCACUAUGGAGAAAAUGGUGUUCAGAAAGAUGUAUCCCAAAGCAGUAUCUAUAGGCAAACUGAAGAGAAAGCACGUGGCAAGUCUCAAAAACAGGUAACAAUUCCCAGUCAAGAGGAAGAGCAUAGCCAAAAGGCAAAAAUAUCAUACAUACCAUCUUCAAGUACAGAAGAGAGACGACUCCACUAUGGAGAAAAUGGUGUUCAGAAAGAUGUAUCCCAAAGCCGUAUUUACAGCCAAACCGAAGAGAAAGCACGUGGCAAGUCUCACAAACAGAUCAAAUUCCCAGUCAAGAGCAAGAGCAUAGCCAAAAGGUAA
This is a messenger RNA of Rhinopithecus roxellana (golden snub-nosed monkey), 1749 nucleotides long. Its product is annotated as semenogelin-2-like. Lineage: Eukaryota; Metazoa; Chordata; Mammalia; Primates; Cercopithecidae. Gene Ontology annotation, cellular component: extracellular region; extracellular exosome. The record is from RefSeq and is a predicted model, not a curated record. Gene Ontology annotation, biological process: coagulation; negative regulation of flagellated sperm motility; sperm capacitation.